AAAAUCAGUUUGUUUAUAGUCUAUGGUUUGAGCUGCGACCGUUAACUUGUUCCGCCGUUUGUUUUUAAUCUAAUAACGUUAGAUUCUUUCACAUUAGUCAUCACAGUGAGUGUAUAACGGGACUAACGCCAAGCUAAUUCAUCAGCCUGGCUAAUAAAAGUUAUUCUAAUUUCAGUGAACGCCGGAGCUAAUGCUAAGCUAACAGGCUAAGAUGUGGAGGAAAGGUUCUGAGGGCUCGGACCGGUUCGAGUACCUGCAGACUCUGGUCACAGAGUUUCAGGACACCGACAGUGAAGAGGCAAAGGAGCAGGUUCUGGCUAAUCUCGCCAAUUUUGCAUACGACCCAAAGAACCUGCAGCACCUGAGGGAGCUGCAGGUGACCGACCUGUUCCUGGACAUGCUCACUGAGGACAACGACAACUUUAAGGAGUUUGGGAUGGGGGGUCUGUGUAACCUGAGUAUGGACCCUGAGUGCCGACACGUCAUCCUGCAGAACGGGGGGAUCGGCCUGGUCACUAACUGUUUGUCCAACCAGCGGGAGGAGACCGUGCUGUCGGCCAUCACCACGCUCAUGAACCUGGUGACGCCGUCGUCCCGCUCUGAGCUCACUGCCCCCGCCAUCCUGCAGUGCAUGCUGCGCUUCUCGCUGUCGGAGAGCCCCCGUCUGCGCAACCUGGCUGCUGUGUUCCUGCAGGACUGCUGCAGCGAGGAGCAGGUGGGCCAGGCGGAGCGGCAGAUGCAGGGACAGCAGACUGCAGUCGGCAUCCCACUGCCCAAGGAAUAACUUUAAAGACUCUUUAUUGGGGCAUUUUAGCCUUUAUUUAACAGUGAAGGGCAGAGACUGCAAGAAGAGUGAAGAGGCUGUAACCACUUAGCUCAGGUGCUCCUCAGCUGAAGUUUUUGUAUAUACAUUCAUGGAAAAAAUGACGAGACCACCCUUGUUUUCUUCAUUUUCGUGUCCAUUUUAAUGCCUGGUACAACUAAAGGUACAUUUGUUUGGACAGAUAUAAUAACAACAACUAGGACUGCAAGCAGUACUGAACCGGCCCUCGCAGUACAUGGUGUCUGCGUUACAGGGGCCAGUCUAUACCACCCCUAUGAAUUUCAUUGCCUUAAGUGUUAUAGUGUGGCCACGGUACCAAAUAUGAAAUUAGACUGCCACCACAGUGCCACCUAGGGGCCGAUCAAUAAAACCUUAAAGGGUUAUCCUCAGGAGGGCAUUGACAAUAAUUGUACCAAGUUUUGUAUAAUAAUGCACAAACUAUCCCUUUAAUCCUCAUACAGUGUCUGAAGGAGGAUUC
Centropristis striata (black sea bass) is the source of this 1301-nucleotide messenger RNA. RefSeq names its product armadillo repeat containing 7 (gene armc7). NCBI's taxonomy places the organism in Eukaryota, Metazoa, Chordata, Actinopteri, Perciformes, Serranidae. The coding region runs from base 212 to 784 and encodes 190 amino acids. The transcript has 3 exons. The record is from RefSeq and is a predicted model, not a curated record.